AUGUACAAGCAAGACAAAAAUAAAACUGAGCCACUGAGCUUGUUUCAGCAUAUGGUCACUGGAGUUAUAAGCAAAGAGUACAUCCCAAAAGGAACACGCUUUGGACCCCUGGUAGGAGAGAUCUAUACCAGUGAUACUGUUCCCAAGAAUGCAAACAGAAAAUACUUUUGGCGGAUCUAUUCAAGUGGUGAACUUCAUCACUUCAUUGAUGGAUUUAAUGAGGACAAGAGCAACUGGAUGCGUUAUGUAAACCCUGGCUACUCUGUUCAGGAGCAGAACUUGGCUGCUUGUCAGAAUGGAAUGAACAUCUACUUCUAUACCAUCAAGCCCAUCCCUGCCAACCAAGAGCUGCUUGUGUGGUAUUGCCGAGACUUUGCAGAGAGGCUGCACUAUCCCCCCUCCAGAGAGCUGACAAUGAUGAACCUCACACAAACCCACAUUAAUCCAAAGCAGCACAGCACUGAUAAAGAUGAGCUUUAUCAGAAAAGCGUCCCAAAGAAGGAGCACAGUGUGAAAGAAAUCCUGAAAAUGGAAUCCAAUCCUCCUAAAGGAAAAGACUUCUUUCAGACCAACAUUUCACCAGUUACUCCAGAAAAAGACUUGGAUGAUUUACAUAAGAACUAUAGCCCGGAGAGGUGUUUCUUCCCUCGAGUUGUCUACCCGAUCCGACCUCACAUUCCAGAAGACUAUUUGAAAGCUUCCUUAGCAUACGGCAUGGACAGACCCAGCUACAUUACUCACUCGCCCAUCCAGGCAUCUACUACACCAAGUCCUUCUGGGAGGAGUAGUCCAGACCAAAGUUUAAAAAGUUCAAGUCCUCACAGUAGUCCAGGGGUCACAGUUUCACCUCUGGCACCUACUUCCCAAGAGCACAGAGAGCCAUACUCUUACUUGAACGGAUCAUAUGGCUCAGAAGGAUUGGGGUCUUAUCCUGGAUAUGCACCCCCUGGCCACCUCUCACCUGCCUUUCUACCGUCCUAUAACCCCCAUUACCCAAAAUUCCUGUUACCUCCAUUCAAUAUGAGCUGUAAUAACCUGAGCGCUUUGAACAAUAUCAACGGCAUCAACAAUUUCAAUCUCUUCCCAAGGAUGUACCCUCUUUAUGGCAACCUGCUCAGCGGAGGUAGCCUUUCCCACCACAUGCUCAACCCCACCACGCUCCCCAGCUCAUUGCCCAGUGAAGGAGGCCGUCGACUGCUGCAGCCUGAUCAUCCGAGAGACUUCCUCAUACCAGCACCCAACAGUGCCUUCUCUAUCACGGGCGCUGCUGCCAGCAUGAAGGACAAGCCAUGCAGCCCUACCAGUGGGUCCCCCACCGCUGGUACAGCAGCCAGUUCGGAACACAUAAUGCAACCUAAACCUACCUCAGUGGUGUUGGCUGCCACCGGCGGUGAAGAAGCCAUGAAUCUCAUUAAAAGUAAGAGGAAUGUGACCGGUUACAAAACACUCCCAUACCCACUGAAAAAGCAGAAUGGGAAGAUCAAGUACGAAUGCAAUGUUUGCUCCAAGACCUUUGGCCAGCUGUCCAAUCUGAAGGUGCACCUCCGAGUACACAGCGGAGAGAGACCAUUUAAAUGCCAGACUUGCAAUAAGGGCUUCACACAGCUGGCUCACCUCCAGAAGCACUAUCUGGUACACACGGGAGAAAAACCCCAUGAGUGUCAGGUUUGUCACAAGCGGUUCAGCAGCACCAGCAAUCUCAAAACCCACCUGCGGCUCCACUCUGGAGAGAAGCCUUACCAGUGCAAGCUCUGCCCAGCCAAAUUCACCCAGUUUGUGCACCUGAAGCUGCACAAGCGUCUCCACACCCGGGAACGCCCCCAUAAAUGCAUCCACUGCCACAAGAGCUACAUUCACCUCUGCAGCCUCCAGGUCCACCUGAAGGGCAACUGCCCCGUCGCCCCAGCUUCCGGCCUCUCCAUGGAGGACCUGAACAGAAUCAAUGAGGAGAUCGAGAAGUUCGACAUCAGUGACAAUGCUGACAAGCUGGAAGAAGUGGAGGACAAUAUCGACUUAACAUCGAUCGUGGAGAAGGAUAUACUGACCAUGCUCAGGAGGGAAAUGGAGGGAGCUAAUCUGAAAGUCUCUCUACAGAGGAACCUGGGAAAUGGGCUUAUCUCCUCAGGAUGCAACCUUUACGAGUCGUCAGAUAUGUCAGUUAUGAAGUUGCCUCACGGUCACCCACUACCUCUGUUACCUGUAAAGGUCAAGCAAGAAACAAUUGAACCAAUGGACCCUUAAGACUUUUUGGCAAAGUGAUUUUUUUUAUUUAUGACUUGGCAAGUCAGGGUGCCUGUAGCAGUUGCUUGUACAUAGUUUCAAUGCUGCAAAGCAAUCUUGGCUUACAGUAGUUUCCCUACGCUCUCCAGCUGAAAGAAGGAACUCCAAAGUUACUGUUUUCUCAGGGCAUAAAAAGGGGCAAAGGACUGUGCAUUGCCUCGCCAGUUACUAAGAGACAAUCAUCUAUCCAUAAUUAUUUUUUCAAUGAUAGUACUUCAUAAUUUAUUAUGCAAUUAAUCAUUCUAAAAGCAAUAAUUAGGAAAAUGUUUACAAUGACUGGAAAAAUUCAUUGUAAUUUUUACUUUAAAUGUUUUUAUUUUUUGUUUUAUGGCCAUUCUUUGUAGAUUUUUUUUCUGCACAUCUGUUUUAAGAACCUAAGAUUAGGGUUUCAGUAAAUGUGUUUUAUGUACCAAUGUCUUUUAAACAAAUGUGGUUUUUCGUAUUGCCAAAGUUGGACAUGUGACAUACAGAAUCCUAGAUCUGUUGGUUUGACAAAAAAUGCUGUGUACUUUCAUGAGCAAAUCACCCCACUGGGAAUUGAAAAGGAAAAAAACAAAAACAAAACAAAAACAAACCAAUAACCCAGAGUAGCAGCAAGCAGGGAAGAAACUUUUUCUCCUGCCUCUCUGAGGAGAGGAGAAAGAUUCUUCUACCUGCAGCUCUCUGUGGAACAGAUGUGGCACAGCACCAACCUGCCAUGGACAAUACCACAUGUUUUUAGAACACAGCUCCAGCCCCACACAUUGUCAUGUAACUUUAAGACCAAAGGAAUACAUGAGCUUAAAGUGGCUUUUCCAAAAUAAAAUCUCACUUACAGUCUUUUGUUUCCACAAGCAGUUUAAAAGCAAAGACACAAAUAAUAUUCUGCCUAAAAGGGGAGGGUUUGGGCAGAUUUCUUUCUUCUGAUUUUUGUUUUAUUUUGGGGUUUUUUGGCCAGAGCCUUCUAGGGAUAAAAAAAAAGAAAGAUGGUCAGAUUCCCUGAGAAAGAAGGGGUUCAGUUUUACUUGUAUUUUUCUCUCCCACUUUGCCUGGGUAGAAGUGGGGAACAAAGUCCUUUCCUGGCACAUAAAUUUUUUUCGUCCUUUCUGUACGACUCAGAUUUUUCUCAGUAUUUGUGUUUGUACAUUUUGUGGUUAAUUUAAUUAAAGAAGAAAAGGGCAUUGCAAAGUUGUUGAACAACAAUUACCUCAGUGCUUGUGUCCAGUGGUGCAGACAAUGCUGUUUUACUUAAAUGCUUUGCUACUUUAGAGAAGAAACCAAAAUGUGCACAGGGAAAGAUAGAAUGCACGUCCUUUUAUCUUUUUGUUUUGCUAAGCCCAAAGAUGAUAUGGUGACGUUUGAGGUGUAGCAAAGAAUACAUGUAUAUUUAUAGAUAUAUUUAUACCACUAUACGAUAUAUGUAUAUGUAUAUAUAUUUAUACCACUUAAGUUGUGAGCCAAACCAUGUAAUAAAACCUAUUUUUCAUCUAA
Molecule: messenger RNA, 3750 nt
Organism: Cyanistes caeruleus (blue tit)
Lineage: Eukaryota; Metazoa; Chordata; Aves; Passeriformes; Paridae
Source: RefSeq, a predicted model, not a curated record